UUUUAACACCAAUUCAAUUUUUUCUCUGGUAGGGUUUAUUAUUAUAUUUAUUAUUUUAAAAUUAAAUCCCAAAAAAUCAAAAUCAACUAUAAAGCAAAGAAAAAUCUUCCAUUUCUCCAAAUUCUCUGUAGCAUUGUAAUUUGCAACGCUACAAAUUUAAUUUCCCGGGAAAAUUUGCUCGAUUUUCUCGGAAAAAGAAUUGGAGCAGGUGCAUCCUGAAUGAUGAACUUGGCGGAUCCAUCAAUGAGCCUGCUGGCAGCGAGCGGCGGCGACACAGUAAAGCUUUUCGAUGUAUCGGGGGAGGCCGGUGAUCCUUGCAUCUUGAGUUACACACCAUCUCCUGGUUUCCUGGUCAACUCAGUCAAGUGGAACCACACUAAUUUGGUUGUGGCCAGUGCUGGAGAAGAUAAGAAGAUCUCUCUCUGGAGGAAAAAUGGGCAGAGCAUGGGGACCAUUCCGGUUACUGGGACAAAUGGUGGAGACAACAUUGAGGAAUCUAUAUUAGCUAUUAGCUUUAGUAGCAAGGGAUCCAGAUACAUAUGCACCGGGGGAAGUGGUCAAGUUGUUAGAAUAUGGGAUCUGCAGAGGAAGCGCUGUAUUAAAUGGUUGAAGGGUCACACCAAUACAAUAACUGGUGCUUUAUACAAUUGCAAAGAUGAGCAUUUGGCUUCCAUAAGUCUAAGUGGGGAUCUUAUUCUUCACAACCUUGCAUCUGGUGCAAGAGCAGCAGAACUCAAGGACCCUAAUGAACAGGUACUGCGGGUGCUUGAUUAUUCACGAGUUAGCCGGCACCUUUUGGUGACAGCAGGGGACGAUGGGUCCGCACAUUUGUGGGAUACAACUGGUCGCAGCCCAAAGGUUUCUUGGUUGAAGCAACAUUCUGCCCCAACUGCUGGUAUAGGCUUCUCACCAUCAAAUGACAAGAUUAUAGCUAGUGUUGGACUGGAUAAAAAGUUAUACACUUAUGAUUCAGGAUCUCGAAGACCAUCAUCUUGCAUAUCUUAUGAGGCACCUUUCUCUUCAUUAGCAUUCAGAGAGGAUGGCUGGAUUCUAGCAGCUGGAACCAGCAAUGGCCGGGUAGUUUUCUAUGAUGUUCGUGGAAAACCACAACCUUUUACAGUUCUUCGUGCUUAUAGCAGUUCAGAGGCUGUUACAAGUUUAUGCUGGCAGAGAUCAAAACCAGUUGUUGUCAAUGAGAGCAACUGCACUGCUGAGACAGCUCUUCUGGGAGGUGCUGGUGAAGAUUCCAUUCUUAUGCCUGACCCACUUCCCUCUGUGACAUCAUCAAGUGUUUCACUAUCCACAACAGUGUCAAGUUCUCAUAAUAUUGGUCGUUCACGCCUUUCUAUAGAAGCAUCAUCUCUUACAUCAACUAGUAAUGCCUCUGCAUCAAUUACACCUAAUCUAUCUUUAGCAGAGGAAACACCAAACCGAAGCCAUCUGUGGCCAAGUGGAACAUUGGCAAGAUUACAUGCUCCACGUUCUAGUUAUAAUUUUAAGGAUGACAUGGACGUAUUUUCCCCACUUGUUGAUGUCCAGCCUAUCACGCCUUCACUUGAUAAGUUGUGGGAUGAUCACGAGGGAUUGAAAAAAGAUACAGUUGACAAGAAGCCCUCAUCCCUUUUUCCUUCAUCCAGUAGAAGAUUUCCUUUUGCAGAGGAUGGGACAACUGAUCAUCCAAUAUUCGAUUGGAAAACCAGUUCAACUCCUAGACAGGAUGAUUCCCGAUCUUCUUUGUCAUUUUUGGAGGGAUCUUCUCCUACUCCAUCUUCAAAGAGUGAAGAAUCCUCCAUCACUCCUCCAGAGGCAUGGGGUGGUGAGAGAUUGUCUGAUAAGUUUGCGCACUUACGCCAGCCACUAAAUUUACCUUCUCGUUUAGUGAUGUUGAACUCUGGGGGUUUGACAUCAGGGUCAAUGUUAACUGGUUUGCAAGAUGUGUCCUCUUCAUCAAAUCAGACAAUUAUGAGCUCUUUGAUGAAUUCGACCUUGAGUUUUCCAAAUCUGCGCGCCAGAGAUAUUUCUUCAAAUCAGGAGAAUCCAACUGGAUUUUCAGAACAUUUUUCCUCUAGUUCCAUGUCCCAGUCUUUGGGUACAAAAAGCAUCACAGGACCAGCCAACCUUGAUGCAACGGGACCCGGGUCUUUGGCACUUCCUCGCAGGUUUUCAACUUAUGCUGAGAGAAUAAGCACAGCUUCUUCCUUUAUUGAUGGGACUUCACUCUCAGUGAAUUCACCAAAACUGAAGAAAACAGGAGCUGAAACCAGGGAAGAGCUUUUGAGUAGUUUGUUGUCAAGAUCUGACACAGAACCUGGGAUUCUUCCAUCAAUGAAUGGAGGAAUCUCACAACCAAACAAGGCCCUUCAGCUGGAUCCACAGCAGGGAAGUUCCUUCUCACUUCAGCUUUUUCAACGUACUCUUGAAGAAACUCUAGAUUCAUUCCAGAAAUCCAUCCAUGAUGAUAUGAGGAACCUUCACAUUGAAAUUCUAAGACAGUUCCAUAUGCAGGAGAUGGAAUUUUCUAUUGUGAUGAGUUCAGUUCUGGAAAAUCAAGCUGAACUAAUGAAAGAAAUAAAGUCUCUUCGGAAAGAAAACCAGGAGCUUCGCCAAUUGCUUUGAGAAUUUAUGAAGAUCGCAUUGCUAUUUUACUAAUGAUCGAUUUUGGAAUCUGUUUUAGAUUUGCAUGAUUUUACACUUCAUGGGUGUCUUCCUGUUAUAUAGGCAAGUAUUCAAUGGUAGUGUUGAAGUGCAGAAAAGGGAUAAACAUUAUAGAGAAGGACCAAAAGUCAACAUGUUAUUAGAGUAGGAUUCUUAUCCCUUGAGCAUGUACAUAGAUGCCUUUUUAACUUAUGAAAUGAAAUCAUUUAAUUUCAGUUGGUUCA
Messenger RNA from Jatropha curcas, 2879 nucleotides. It is a transcript of the gene NEDD1, whose product is annotated as Transducin/WD40 repeat-like superfamily protein. Gene Ontology annotation, cellular component: kinetochore microtubule. Gene Ontology annotation, biological process: regulation of phragmoplast microtubule organization; regulation of microtubule nucleation; positive regulation of cytokinesis. Gene Ontology annotation, molecular function: gamma-tubulin complex binding; protein binding. Lineage: Eukaryota; Viridiplantae; Streptophyta; Magnoliopsida; Malpighiales; Euphorbiaceae. The record is from RefSeq and is a predicted model, not a curated record.